Messenger RNA from Colletotrichum orchidophilum, 1035 nucleotides. RefSeq lists its product as uncharacterized. Gene Ontology annotation, biological process: mitotic cell cycle; kinetochore assembly; protein localization to kinetochore. The record is from RefSeq and is a predicted model, not a curated record. Gene Ontology annotation, cellular component: chromosome, centromeric region; nucleus. Bases 1 to 1035 code for a protein of 344 amino acids. The transcript has 2 exons. NCBI's taxonomy places the organism in Eukaryota, Fungi, Ascomycota, Sordariomycetes, Glomerellales, Glomerellaceae.
AUGGCGCAGCGCACGAUAAUUGACGUCGAACUUUUGACGGAGCAUCUGGGAUACGCACCGAUUUCACUCCUGGACAGCAUCAUCAACAAUGUCAACGCCGUAGCCGAUAAGACCCUCGAUCGCGUCGAGCAGGGUCUCUCGAAGGCGCCUCCGAAAGCACUCGGGUUCGAAAAAGCGCUGAAGCAGAGGAAACGCUCCGCAGACGAGGUGGUUGACGUCGAGGAGACGGCCAAGCUCGAGAUCGUCGACGGCGUCCACAAGCUCGAGACGCUGCUGUGCGCGGCGAUUGACAAGAACUUUGACAAGUUUGAGCUCUACGUCAUGAAGAAUAUCCUGAGCAUCCAGCAGGGCCAGCGCAACUGGAUGCGCCUGGCGCACUACGACGGCCUCGACUUCAACGCUACCCACGAGGACGCGCCGACGAGGGAGAGCGUCGAUGCGCUGAGAAGAAAGCUGCAGGCAAGCCAGCGGCUGAACGUGAUGCUGCACUCUGAGCAGGCGAAGAAUGCGGCGCUGCUGGCGAAGCUGAGAGGUGUCAUUGGAGGUAAGCCCGCCGGCUCCAGGGCUUCGCUCGUCGGAGAGGUCAAGGUCGAGGGGUCGGACGACAGGGCGCCGUUCCAGUUCCUUCAGGACAAGGGCGACUUGGCGGACGGGGAUUUCAAGGCGCCCAUCACAACUACGACGGCCUUCAACAUGUCUCAGCUCCAGGCGCUGCGCGCGUUGUCGACGUCGCUGCGCAAUAUCAUGCCCGAUCUCAAGGACCCGUCCACCACCGAAGACGGACCGGAGAAACACAAGAGCUGGAGACGAGAGAGAAUGGAGUAUGUCGAGGGUGCGACGCGGAAGCACUUGGAACAUGUGCGUGGUCUGGAGCUCGGCAAGGACAGCGAUGUGCGCGACGGCGAGUGGCAGGGCGAGGGUAGGAAGUUUGCCAUGGGCGAGGUCGAGGGGCUGGAGCAAGUGGUUGCUGCGCUCGGGGGAGGUUCUGAGGAACCUACCGAGCAAACUGAUCCCAACGCCAUGGAUGAGUCAUGA